AUGUCAUUCGCACCUGCACCACCUCCUUCAACGCCACUUGGACGUUACCGCGUCCUCUCCCCUCUCGCGGGGGUCCGAGUCUCUCCACUCCAGCUCGGCGGGGGCAACAUCGGUGACCAACAUCAUAAGAUUGGCAUGGGCGCGAUGGAUAAGGAAUCGUCUUUCAAGCUACUUGAUGCGUACUUCGAAGCGGGAGGAAACUUCAUUGACACUGCAAACGUCUAUCAAUCUGGAACAUCUGAGUCGUUCAUUGGAGAGUGGGCCGAGAAACGUGGGAUUCGAGACCAGCUUGUCAUCGCGACAAAGUAUACAAUGAUGGACACAGCGUUUACCGAGAACAACCUCGGUAUCAAAGUCAACUUUUACGGUAACAACACUAAAUCAAUGAGAAUCAAUGUCGAUCAGAGUCUUAAGAGACUUUGUACUCAUUACAUCGACAUUUUUUACAUCCACUUCUGGGACUUCACCACGUCCGUUGAAGAAGUCAUGGAUGCUCUGCACAAUCUUGUCUCUUCAGGAAAGGUUCUCUAUCUCGGGAUCUCCGAUGCACCUGCUUGGGUCGUCGUCCACGCAAAUAUGUAUGCGAAACAACACGGAAAAACGCCGUUCGUGAUAUAUCAGGGUGCAUGGAAUGUGAUGGAUCGUAGUUUCGAACGUGAAAUUAUCCCAAUGGCGCGUGCACACGGUUUGGCCCUUGCUCCUUGGAACGUCCUUGCAUCUGGUCGAUUCCGGACUGACGCAGAGGAAGAAAGGCGUGCAGCAACUGGAGAGAAAGGCCGCACCAUUCUCCGAGCAGAAUGGAAGCGUGACGAGAAUGAGAAGAAAAUGAGCGUGGCACUUGAAAAGGUAGCGAAGGAAGUCGGGACGGAACAUAUCACUGCUGUGGCGAUUGCAUAUGUAAUGCAGAAGACGCCAUACGUGUUUCCUAUUAUUGGAGGUCGGAAGGUCGAGCACUUGAUGGCAAACAUUGAGGCUCUGAAGAUCUUGAUUUCGGAAGAACAGAUGAAGUAUUUGGAAAGCAUCAUACCGUUCGAGCCGGGUUUCCCUCAUGACAUUAUUGUGAGCAACUUUUAUCAGAUUUUGGCGUUAUUUCUGACUGUGGUCAUCGAAACAGGGAGAUGGUACCGGUCGACCAGCUCUUACAGCAAAUUUGGUACACGAAGAUAUCUGGCCCGCCAAGCAGGUUAUAAAGCCGGGCAAAGCCUGAUUGCGUCUGGGUAG
Molecule: messenger RNA, 1221 nt
Organism: Fomitiporia mediterranea MF3/22
Lineage: Eukaryota; Fungi; Basidiomycota; Agaricomycetes; Hymenochaetales; Hymenochaetaceae
Product: arylalcohol dehydrogenase
Exons: 3
Coding region: 1-1221 (406 amino acids)
Source: RefSeq, a predicted model, not a curated record